AUGAAUAAUGAUGAUAUUGUUUCGGAUAUUAUUUCAUUAAUACAUUCAACAACAAAAUCAAAUUAUAUUAUUUGUUCACAACUUUCAUCAAAAAUAUUUUCUUAUUUAUCACAAAUUAAUUUACAAGAUAAUCAAUGGAAUGAAUUAAAUAAAGCUGUUGAACGUUUUGAGCAAAAUAUUGAUCAUCCUGAUCUUCAUCAAUUUCAACAAUUAAUUGAAACAAUAAGUAUUUGUUCAAAUGAUUAUGAAGAACGAAAUUAUACAUUAGGACGUGAUAGAAAUAUACUUAAUGAUUCGAUUAAUCAAUUACGAGAUUUAUUAAAAUCUCAUAUUGAUCUUCAUUGUUUUUUACUUGCUAAAUUAAUUCAACAACAAAAUAUUCGAGUAUAUUUGAUUGAUCUUAUGAAUUUAACUGGAAUGAAUGUUGGAAAUCAAAUUCAUGGUAUUCUAUGUGAUAUUGUUCGAUUUCUAUGUCAAAUUGAUCCAACAUUUGCUACUUCAAAUGUAAUCGAUCAUCCAAUUCUAUUAAAUUGUAUUCAAAUUAUUCAAACAAAUACUAACAAUAUUUAUUCAAAAGGUGAUAAUACUAAAUCAACGGUAAUAUCUGCUCUGAAUCUUCUGACGAAUCUUCUUUUAACAAACGAACCAUUUCCAGUGAAUACUAACAGUCAAUUAUCUAAUUCUAUAUUUUUAAAAUGUAUAUUUCAAUUGAUUGAAAAUAAUCAUGAUGAUGAUGAUGAUAAUGAUGAUGAAUUAGUUUUGUCAUCAAUAAAAUUUUUAUUAUCAUUAAAUUUACGUUUUGAUUAUCCAAAUCAAAAUCCUAUUAUACGUACAUUAAUAGCUAUAAUUGAACAAAUAUCAUGUCAAUAUUUAAUUGAACGACUGAUUUUAUUAUUCAAUCGAAAUAUUGAUCCAAUUGAACAUAAAACAACAAAUUCAGUGAUAAAAUUUCUCGCUGAUUUAUUUGAUGAUCAAAAUACGACAAGUGAUAUACUUUUAUUUGAUUCUGAUCGACGUUUAAUUAUUGAAAUUAUAAGUAGAGAAUUAACCGAUCGUUUAUGUACUGAUGAAGCUACAACAGCAUAUCUUUCAUUAUUAGAAUUAAUUCUUCGUAAACACACACUCACACAUGAAAAUUGUUCACGUUAUGAUGAACUUCAAGCAUGUUUUCAAUCAUAUCUUUCUACAGAAAAUUGUUUGCAUGAAAAUCGUUUUAUUAUAAAUGAAAUCAUUCGACAACAUGAUUGGUUAUCAAUGAUUUGA
This is a messenger RNA of Rotaria sordida, 1263 nucleotides long. NCBI's taxonomy places the organism in Eukaryota, Metazoa, Rotifera, Eurotatoria, Philodinida, Philodinidae. The record is from the annotation of a GenBank genome assembly.